UUAACGUUGGCACCUUGGCAUUUCCAAAGAAGUGUUGCAAAACUAACAAUUACGAAACUCCCUAUACAAGAAGUAACAUGGCGUUUAAGGAUGAUUUAAUAUUGAAAAAGUGAUUUCAAUUUUAUUAAUAUUUUAUAUUUAAUUUUUGAUAUGAUUUAAUGCAAAUACAAGAAAAAUGGAGUCUCCUCCGUCCACAUCAAUCUGGUCAGAGGCUUUUAUAUUAAGUGAUGAUAGUGGGUUGCUUCUGACCAGUGGCUCAAUAUCCAGUGGCAGUAUGAGUGGUGAGAGUAGAAGCGGAUUUGGACAGUUGCCCUUUGAAUAUCAAGACAGUGAUUGUGAUAACAAUCUAUCUCAAACUGACUCACUAGAUGGAAUGUCUGACAUCAUAUGUGGAGAGAAUUUUAAUACAUUGAAGAAAGGACCUCAUUGGAGUGAAACAAAAACUUCACCUAUUGAACCACCACUUGAGUUCCAGGAUAAACCAAAUGUGUAUGAGACAUUUGCAGAAGGAUUGGUUGUCACAAUAUUGCAAGAAGCUUUGUUAUUUGCACAGCAUUCAUUUCCACAAAUUAAGCUGAACCCAUUCAAUCUCCAAGUGUUUCGACCAAUUCAUCAGGUUUUGCAUAGAUCUUAUUGGAGUCCUGAUUUUCUACCUUUCAGCCCCUGCCAUGGGGGUAGGCCUAGUUCCCGUAGCUCUUUAGGAUCAUCAAGACUGUCUAGUUCUCAUAAUUCCCUGUCAGUACCUACAGCUCAUAGAGCAGAUGACUCCAGUUUCAUAACUCAAGCUGUUUCACAUGACACAUUAUCUUCCAAUCAAAUAAGUGAUUUAUACAAUGUCCCUUUUGAUAGUGAUGUAUAUGCAAUACCAGUAGAUACAGUAAGACCUCCACUGCGACCACGAAGAAUUAUUAAUAAAAAAAGACGAAGAAAUACCUCAUCCAGUUUCAGAGACUUGGAAAAACAUACUGUUAAGCCUAGUAAAACUAAGACUUUUAAACCCCAACUUGUAUGUACAAAUGAUAGUGGCAAGAGACACAGUGUGGCUGGUACAUCAACCACAACAACAGAAGCAGAACCUAUUCAUAUGACUUUGCAAGAGGUGCGUCAAUAUCUGCAGACAUUAUAUUCAAGCUCUUCAGAUUCCUCAGAACAUAAAGAUAAAAGCACAAAAGUUAGACAAGCUGCUUUGAAUAACAAUAAAUAUUCGGAGAAUAUCGUUAAAACUGCCACGCAAAGGAAUAAAAAGAAUUUCUUCAAUAUUAAAAAUAAAAAAGUCAAAGGUUCUUAUGACAAUUUGAGCUUAAACAAACAACAAAUUGAAUUGGCUAAGCCCGAAAAACGCAAGAAGAGUCCUGCAAAAAUAUUCUCACUGAAGCAAACACUCUGCAACAUGUUUAGGUUCCGUAGAAUUCUAUCGCCGGAACACGUUAAACCGGAAAAGACAAACAGCGAAGAAGAUUUUAAUUAUACGGAGAAUUUGGACACGAAAAAUAUUUCUAAACGAGCCCUUCCUCCAUUGCCUCCAAGAACCAAGAAGGUUCAAGAUGUCCCUAUCUUAGAUUUUGCUACAAGUAUACGAAAAGUAAAAGAUUAUGGUUGGUAUUGGGGGCCUCUUUCAAGUGAAGCUGCUGAAAAGAUUUUGUCAAAUGAACCAGAUGGAUCUUUUAUAGUUAGAGAUAGCAGUGAUGACCAUUAUAUAUUUUCACUAACUUUUAAGCUUAAUAAUAGCGUUAGGCAUGUUAGAAUAGAACAUGACCAGGGUAAUUUCAGUUUUGGGAGUUGUACAAAGUUUAAAUCCCAAACUAUAGUAGAUUUUAUAGAAAAUGCUGUGGAGCAUUCACGUAGCGGUAGAUACCUCUUCUUUUUACAUAGAAGACCAACAAUUGGACCUGUGCGAGUCCAGUUACUACAUCCAGUUUCGCGAUUCAAACAAAUCCAAAGUUUACAACAUAUGUGCAGAUUUGUCAUAUUGAAAAAAGUUCGCAAGGAUUUAAUAUCUGGUCUGCCGCUGCCCCGAAGAAUGAUAGACUACCUAAGUACACCACACUACUACUCCGAGAAUUUGAUAGACAUUGACGAAUUAUCAGAGAGUGAGCAUAUGCGCCGCGAAAAUCCGGAUUCCGAAGAGUACAGCGACGAUGCAACACUUUUGAAUAUGAGACAAUCUUGAAAAUCACCUCACUGUCAGUCAGGAUUAUUCAUAUCAACAUUUACUAUUGGCAUUUCCUUUCCCAUCGUAAUACGACAUAUAUACAUAUAUAUUUUUUUAAUUUAAAUUUUGUUGAUACCAAAGUUUAUUGAAUGUGAUUUUAAUUAUAGUUGAUUUAGUUGUUAAACAAACAAAAAAUACUGCUUUUUGCCAGUCAUUUAAUUUAGUGCUUAAAUUAUUAAAAUAAAAUGUUAUAAUAACAAGUAUAAAACGCACACAAGAAUAAUAUUUAAGGAAGGAGAAGACUUAUGAAGGAAUACAAUUAUGUACCAAAGAAUUGCUGAAA
This is a messenger RNA of Nicrophorus vespilloides, 2495 nucleotides long. RefSeq lists its product as uncharacterized. The transcript has 6 exons. The coding region runs from base 176 to 2170 and encodes 664 amino acids. NCBI's taxonomy places the organism in Eukaryota, Metazoa, Arthropoda, Insecta, Coleoptera, Silphidae. Gene Ontology annotation, cellular component: phosphatidylinositol 3-kinase complex. The record is from RefSeq and is a predicted model, not a curated record. Gene Ontology annotation, biological process: intracellular signal transduction; phosphatidylinositol phosphate biosynthetic process. Gene Ontology annotation, molecular function: 1-phosphatidylinositol-3-kinase regulator activity.